GAGACGUUCCCCUCUGUUGAGGCAAAUAUUGUUCGCGAACCCUCUCUUCCCCCUUCACCGUCUUCAUCGACCGCGUCCACGGCACGGAAUGGACUUUCUCAAAUCCGCCGUAGCAUCCAUCGCGAAAGGUCCGGCAUUUCCUUAUUCAUUUGGCGACAAAGUUGGGAAUGAUCAAUCCAUAUGGACACUCUACAAUGGCACAAAAAGGGAGGACAAUUCAAAAUGUAGCAUUUUCACCUUCGACAUCAAUACCCAUCGAUCACGACUCCCCCUGGCGAGGAAUGCGCUGCGCAAGUUCCGUACCCUAAGACACCCUGGCAUCCUUCGAGUACUGGACACGCUUGAGACAGACACCUUGAUCUACAUUGCCACCGAACGCGUCACUCCCUUGUCCUGGUCGACGAAGCGCAAAGCCGCCUCGGAGCAGAGUCUCAUCUGGGGCCUACACAGCGUCGCCAAAACCUUGAAAUUCAUCAACGAUGAAGCCAGCUCGGUGCAUGGCAACAUCCGCGCCUCCUCCAUCUUCGUCAGCGACAGCGGCGAGUGGAAGAUUGGGGGGCUGGAGAUUCUCAGCUCCAUGAAAGAGGAUGACGCUAUAAUAUUUGCCCAUGGAAGCCUUGUGCCGGAUAUCGCACGAUAUGCACCUCCAGAGAUUGCAAAGAGUGGGUGGGAUGGCGUGCGGAACAACCCUGUUCAUGCAGUGGAUGCGUACGACUACGGUAUCCUGAUAACAGAGGUGUUUAAUGGUUCUUUUACCGGAUCCGAGCAAGUGGGAUCGACGAAGAACAUCCCUUUGACUAUGCACGCCAGCUACAAGAGAUUGACUCAUGCGGCGCCAAAGAUGCGGCUCAGUGUCGCACAUUUCCUCGAGCAAGGCAGCAGGAGUGGUGGCUUCUUCGACACUCCCUUGAUCGAACUUACCGAGGGAAUUGAUAAUCUGGGCCUGAAAGACGACAUGGAACGAGAAGCAUUCCUUGGUGAACUGGAAAAGGUGACCGAAUCCGACGACUUUCCCGAGCAAUUCUUCCAAGUCAAGGUUCUGCCCGAGCUGCUGAAAGCCGUCGAGUUUGGAGGUGGAGGUCCUCAGGCAUUGACACUGGUGAUGAAAAUCUCCACCAAGCUCUCGGAAGACGAGUACGACGCGCAACUCACCCCGGUCAUCAUUCGCCUCUUUGGCAACCCCGAUCGAGCGUUGCGAGUCUGUCUGCUAAACAACCUCCCGCUGAUGAUUGAUCAUUUGAGUCAGAAGGUUGUGUCGGACAAAAUCUUUCCCCAAAUGGUCACGGGGUUCGGAGAUCUGGCCCCCGUGGUGCGAGAGCAGACUGUCAAAGCCGUACUGGUCGUCGUUCCCAAGCUUUCCGAGAGAGUCAUCAAUGGCGAGCUGCUACGCCAUCUCGCCAAGACGGCCAACGAUGAGCAGCCUGGGAUCAGGACGAACACGACGAUAUGUCUUGGAAAGAUUGCUCGAAACCUUGGAGCCAAUUCCAGGGCAAAAGUCCUUACUGCCGCCUUCUCGCGAGCCCUGCGAGAUCCUUUCGUUCACGCACGCAAUGCUGCGCUACUGGCACUCGCAGCUACCGCCGACAUCUUCGGCGAGGACGACUGUGCCAACAAGAUGCUUCCGGCAAUAUGUCCAUCAUUGGUGGACAAGGAAAAGAUGAUCCGAGACCAAGCCAACAAGACCCUGAACAUCUAUCUGGAGCGCGUACGAAAGUACAGCGCGAGUCUUCCCGACACCGUCCUCCCACCACCCGAAAGCACCUCCGCGCCGAAUACCCGAAUGCCCACGCCGCAGCCGGGUGCGGGCAGCCAGUUGAUGGGCUGGGCAAUCUCCUCCUUCACCAACAAGAUCAGCUCGGCAAGUGGAGAGAUUCAACCGAGCAGUAAUGGGGUUAAGCCGUCGGCGGUGGCGGCGGCGGCGGCGACGGCGGCAGCGGCACGAUCCCACUCCACUCCGACCGCCAACGGGUCUGCCCGGCCGGCAAAUGCACAGCAUGUAUCCACUUCCAGUGUCCCGCAAGUGACGACUGGAUUGCGGACAGCUACUGUUGCGCCAGAUAGCGAAGCGGAAGCGGAAGAUUUCGACGAAGGCUGGGGCGACAUGAACGAUAUUGCCGGCACAUGGGGCGACGCAGAGGAACAACCAUGGGCCGGGAUGUCCUCGUCCACCACACGCACAGCCGCACCGGCCAGCACAGUCCCCUUUGACGACGGGGGAGAGCCGGACUUUGAGGGUUGGCUGAACGCACAGGCACAAGCCAAGUCUCAAGGCGGCGGCCGGAAAGCCUUGCCUAAAGGCCUGGCGAAGAAAACGACCGUGCCAUUGCGGCCAGCCGCGGCUGCUGCAACGACUGCUGCUGCAAAAGGCAACUCCGCCGCGGCUCGGAAGAAGGUGGUAUCAGCGGCGGCUCCACCGCCCCCUACUGCCGCUGCUGCUACUACCAAGGCGGCGGAAGAAGAGGAUGAGGGUUGGGGUGACGCUUGGGGGUAGGAUUGGGUGGUGUGCACUUGUGUUAAAUUUCCGAUGCUGUCUCGAUAGAAGUAUGAUACCCACACACGACUCUGCCGGCCGGCAUAACGAUGAUGGUUGUUUCGCAAGGAAUUUUUUUCUUCA
Neohortaea acidophila is the source of this 2614-nucleotide messenger RNA. Its product is annotated as armadillo-type protein. Bases 89 to 2491 code for a protein of 800 amino acids. Lineage: Eukaryota; Fungi; Ascomycota; Dothideomycetes; Mycosphaerellales; Teratosphaeriaceae. The record is from RefSeq and is a predicted model, not a curated record. Gene Ontology annotation, biological process: tRNA export from nucleus; protein phosphorylation. Gene Ontology annotation, cellular component: cytoplasm. Gene Ontology annotation, molecular function: protein kinase activity; ATP binding. The transcript is spliced from 4 exons.